This is a messenger RNA of Puntigrus tetrazona (Sumatra barb), 4597 nucleotides long. It is a transcript of the gene rpgrip1l, whose product is annotated as RPGRIP1 like. The coding region runs from base 140 to 3922 and encodes 1260 amino acids. Lineage: Eukaryota; Metazoa; Chordata; Actinopteri; Cypriniformes; Cyprinidae. The record is from RefSeq and is a predicted model, not a curated record. Gene Ontology annotation, biological process: retinal rod cell development; non-motile cilium assembly. The transcript has 26 exons. Gene Ontology annotation, cellular component: photoreceptor connecting cilium.
UAUACAAGAAUUUCAAUGAAAACUCAACAGAUGUUUUUGAGAACACUUCAUUCUAGGCACUCGAAGACUUCACGCCAUAUAAACUUCAUUUCCCGAUAAGCCAGCCGCCGGAAAUGUCGUUGGAGCGGAAGUGGUCUGAAUGAUGUUUGCUCGUGCCGAUGAGACAGCUGGAGAUUUUCCUGUGAAAGACAUCACCGUCAACCCAAAUGGAGCAGGCACAUUGCCUGAGGCCCUGCUGUCUCAGAAUGUCAGAGAGAGGCAGAAUGUGUCCAAGUUCAGCAGGGAGGAGCUGGAGGACAAAUUUCUACGGCUGCAGGAAGAAAACCUCACACUUAAGCAACAUACAUGCAAACAAGAAGACAAGAUCCGCAGGAUGGCCACCAAGCUGAUCCGUCUGGUGAAGGACCGUAAGCAGAGCGAGGGCGGGCGAGAUGUUGAGAUGGAGGAGGUGAUGGAGGAGCUGCAGGAGAAGGUUCAGGAGCUGGAGAAACAGAACGAAGGGCUCAGACGGCGUCUGUUGGCAGCCAAACAGCAGCUUCAGGUUCAGAACCGCCGGCACGCUCCCUACGGCCACGUCCAGCCCCGCAUCAACUCCGGCCUGCGCAGACUCCGAGACGUCGUGCCCAUCACAGCCUCACGACCUCACACUCCCAGAGCAGGUAUCAGGCAUGUUGAGGGAGACAUGAGUGCAAAACCACCCCAAGGUCUGUUGCCCCGCUACGGACACAGUCUGCUGGACGAGGCCCGCGCCGAAAUCCGCAACCUAGAGAAUGUGAUCGAGAGCCAGCACGCUCAGCUGGAGGAGACGGAGAGAUCAGCAGAGACGCUGAGAGAUCAGCUGAGGAGGAAAGAGAGAGAGUUUGAGGAAUCACUCCUCCAGAUGAGAGAGCAUCAGGCCAGCGGACAGAGGUUAACGAUAAAGGACAACGUGGAGAUGAUCAAACUGCAGAAGCUGCUGUCUGAGAAAGCUAACACACUCACAGUGCUGGAGGGCAGAUUUCUACAGCAACAGGAGAGUAUGAAGACUCUGAAGGCCAGUCAUGAUGCAGCUCUGGUGAAGGUGGACGAAGUGAGCCGACAGCUAAAGGAGGAGAGACUGAAGAGUUUACAGCUGGAGACACAAAUUCAGACCAAAGCUCUGGACCAGAGACACGCACAAGAGUUACAAGAGAGGGUCCAAGAUUUGGAGAAGGAGAGAGACUUGCUUAAGGAAAACUGUGAUAAAUUAGUGAAAAGUGCAUUCGAUGUGAGUCAGGAGCAGAAAUGGAAGACGAGAGAACAGCAGCUCAAGCUACAGGUGGCCCAGCUGGAGACGGCCUUAAAAUCCGACCUCGCUGAUAAAAACCAGAUCCUGGAUAAAAUCAAGGCAGAGAGAGAUUCGUAUGAAAAGCUGAUGCAAGAAAACAAGGAAGUUCAGCUGCGUUACCUCGAGCAGAAACAACAACUGGAUGAAAUUAAAGAGCGCAUGAAGUUCUUUACUAAGGAAAGUGAAAUAGAUGCAGCUGAACUCAGUGAAGCCCUGAUGCUUAUAAAGGUUCGGAGGAGUCAGAAGAGUGGAGAGCUUGGAUUUCUGGAGAAGGUGGAGGAAGAUGUAAAAGUGGACGUGGAGCGAUCUUUGAGGGAAUUGCAGGCCACUCAUGCUGAGACCAUCCAAGAGCUGGAGAAGACCAGGAACAUGCUCAUCAUUCAACACAAGAUCAAUAAAGACUAUCAGGCUGAGGUUGAAGCUGUCAACCGUGUGAUGGAAGAUCUGAAACUUGAACAAGAACUGAAGUCAGAGAAGCUGGCUCAGCUUCUAGACGUGAGAGCUGCCAAGAUAAAGAAACUGGAAGCCCAGCUGAAGGACAUUGCAUACGGAACCAAGACCCAUGUGUUCAGACCUGAUGUGACCAGCGAUGACAUUACAGAUGACUUUGAUGAAACCCUCCACUUGGCUCGAGGCGAGAACCUUCUGGAAAUUCACUUGGAGAGAGCGCAGUUCUCUUCUGAAGCUGCAGAAUGUCUAAAGGACAAAGAUCCAUGCACCUUCUGCACAUACGCCUUCUAUGACUUUGAGCUGCAGUCCACGGCUGUGGUUCGAGGCGCCCGUCCCACGUACAGCCUCACGUCUCAGUAUCUCGUUAGGGUGGACGACCUCUUCUUGAACUAUCUCCACACCAGCUCCGUUACUGUGGAGGUUCAGCUCGCUGAGGGCUUGAGUUUUCGCACGGUGGCUGCUGGUCAGCUCAGGUUAAAUCAGUUGCUGGAACGAAAUGGGAAGGUGUUUGGCACCAUUCAGUUAGUUGGUUUAACAGAUGAGAUCCAGGUGUUUGGUACUCUAGAGUACUGGCUCAAACUCAGGGUUCCUAUGGAACAAGCCAUUCGCCUUUAUAAGGAGCGAGUCAAAGCACUCGGUUACCUCAGCACAAGCAUGAGGGACAGCCAGAUUUCUUCAGUUCCGGUCUCCAGUUCCUCAUCACCGAUGGUCGGUGAUCUAAAUGAACUGAACGUCACCAUACACUCCUGCAUUGGUCUGAGAUCCAGAGGACUUCACACCCAACCUUGCCCCUACAUCGUCUAUAAACUCUACCAUUUCCCUGACCAUGAUACACCAAUCAUAUCCUCCACCAACGAGCCGCAGUUUGAAGAUCACAUGGUCUUCCCGGUGUCCAUGAACUCUGACCUCGAUGCAUUCCUGAAGUCUGAGGCUCUGGUGUUGUAUGUGUUUGAUGAUUUGGAUGUUGAGAACCGGCUGUAUCUGGGGAAGGCCCAAGUACCGCUCAUCUCACUGGCUCACGAUAAAAGCAUCACUGGUAUGUUUGAGCUCACAGACCCUAAGGGACAUCCAAGUGGCCAAAUCAAUGUAACUUUGAAAUGGAAGUUCGUGUACCUCCCUCCAGCAUCCUCGGCUGUCACCACGCAACAGAUGGAGAUCACCGGCAGAACCACACCGGAGAGACAGAUGUCUCAAGACAAGGAGAAACAACCGAUGACCAAAGACCCUCCACUAAUACCUCAGCCCAUUAUCUCUGAGACUCCAAUGCCCAAACCCAGACAGCGGACUCUACCAAAAUCAAUUACUAAAAGAGUUUCUUUCGUGGACGUUACAGAGCUUGAAAAACAGAUGGAGCAGACUUCAGUCUCUGAUAAUGAAGAGCCGUCAUCAUCUGCGAUCCCCACACCAAAGACCGUCAUUGUGAUGGAAGCAGGAGAGGCCACGGCAAUCAGUGAGGAAGAGGAUGAGGAGGAGUCUCAUUUCUCCGAGGGUCAGGUGAUCUCCGCCAGCUCUCAGUCUGAUGAGUCUGAGAUUUCUGAGGAGCUGCAAGAACCGCCAGCAGAUGCUCAGGGUGAGGACGAUGAUAGCGAUGACUGCAUCGUUCCAGCUCAGAGCUCACAGCAGAAAAAACAGCCGUCCGAGUGCAUUCGUGUGGAGAUCGUUUCUCUGAGUCUGAAGCCGGGCUCAAGAGUGGCGGAAGACGAUGGUAUCGUCCGAUUGUUUGUGGAGUACUGUUUCCUAGGCCUGCCAUCAGUUGAGACCCCGCUGUCCCUCAAGAAACCUCUGUCUGGACACAGCGUCUCCUACAACUUCAGCAAUGUGAUCCACGUGGAUAAAGAGAGUAACCAGCCCAGAAGGCAAACUCUGAGGGCAGUGCUGGAGGGUCGGAACAAACAUCUAGAGCAUAUAAAGUUCACGGUGGUGAGCGACCCUCCUGAAGAGGAGGAGCAGGAUGAGGAGUGUGAGGAUGUGGGCGUGGCAUACCUGCGUAUCCUCGAUAUCAUGGAGACAUGCAGAGACAUGAAGGACGUCAGCCUCAACAUUGUGGACGUUCAGGACAGCAGUGAAGUUGUUGGUCAUCUAGUUGUGACCGUCGAAGCUCUGGAAGCUCUAACAUCCAUCAUGAAAGAUCCAGAGCGUGAUCAUCCUCUAACUACGCUUGCUUAAUUUACCAAAACCAAUAUUAAAUGUCCCCUAAAUCAUUUUUGUUUUUAAUUAGAUUCACUAAACGAAGUGAAAUGUAAUGCACGGGGGCGGUCGGUUUGGUUUUAAACGCUACAGACGGCGACAACAUAUGGGAACAAAACAGACCUUUAUGUAAGCGCCAUCACACGGCUUUGAUCCCUUACGGUGUGAAAUCAUAUCCUAAUGUUUCUCUUUAUGGCCUCCAGUGUUGCGUUUGAUGGAGCGCUGAUGUUUAGACCUUUAAUAACUUUGCUUAAUGAAAAGGCUGUUAAGCCUCAUUAGGCAGCGCUGUGGCAGGCGGCGAUAUUUUAUUGAAGGUGCGAAAUGAAAUCUAACUGGAUUUAAUGGGAUUAAAUCAAGCUCUUUAAAAUGCUAAUGCAGAUUUUCACGCGUGUCGAGCCGCGGCGCUCGCGCAGACGCUCCUUCUGUUUUGCUGCGCGCGAUUGAGUGUGAAAUGUUACUGUUAUCUGCUCUGCAGAUCGUUUGAUAUUUCUGUAUGGGUACAAUUCGGAUUUAGUAUCUUUUGUAGAGAUAUAGACGCUUUAUUUUGAAAGCACCGCAAAGCUUUGUAGACGGCCCUGUAAAAUGAUAUUUGUAAAUGUUUUAUAUUUAUGAACGUUUCAGAGUAAUGUAUUAAAGAGUUUUAGUGUUACUUUA